AGAAAACCCUAGCCCUCCAAACUUCUGUCUUUCCUUCCAUCGCCGACCCACUUUUCAGCGGCGCCGCACACAUCCUCAAGUUAACGCGCUCAAGUAUUUAGGUAAGAGCGUCUGAAUCAGAUCUUACAACGUUUGAAAAUACGAGCUGACCUACAUCCUGAAGAACGAGGUGGUCGGAUUUACCUCCCCCUUGCUCCGCACACAUUGUCAAGAUUUGAGAAGAGAUUAUUUUGUUCAAGGUUAUACAAGGUAAAGUUGCCUGAUGGAUGCAGUUCUGACAUUUCAAAUUGCAUGUCAUUAAGUGAAUGCAAAGUCAUGGGGUUGAAGUCUCAUGAUUGUCAUGUGUUGAUGCAACAACUCGUACCUGUAGCGCUGAAAGGCUUACUCCUAAAGGGUCCAAGACAUGCGGUUAACAGACUAUGUCUAUAUUUUAAAAGACUUUGUCAGCGUGUACUUGUUAGGGAAGUUUUGCUAGAGCUUGAAACAGAUGUAGUAGACAUUCUGUCCCUUCUUGAAAGGUACUUUCCACCUUCCUUUUUCGAUGUAAUGAUACAUUUGGUUAUCCAUUUGGUUCGUGAAGCUCGCAUAUGUGGACCUGUUCAAUUUCAUUGGAUGUACCCAUCUGAACGGUAAAUUACUUUCCUUUCUAUAUGUUGGUGAUAGUUGUGGUCAUCUUUUUAAUCAAUAUGUUGAAUUUAGAUAUAUGAAGACAUUGAAAGGAUACGUACGGAACAAAGCACGACUAGAAGGGUGUAUUGCAACGUGCUACUUAGCUGAUGAGUGUGUUAACUUUUCAAAAAACUAUUUUAAAUAAUCAGUUGAUGUGGCUAACAAUGAACAUUGUAAUUUAGAAUACGUUAAUGAUAUCAUUCUAGAGGGUCGUCCUAUAUCAUCUGGAACAUCAAUCAAACUAUCUGCUGAUGAACUUGAGAAUGCACAUCGUUAUGUCUUAUUCAACACGGCAGAGGUGGAAUCGUUUAUUGACUGAGUCAGUUUAGCUAAUGUAUAUUAACUAAGUUUAAUACAAAAUCAUUAUUUAUUGGUUGUUUCUUUGGUUAGGAUGCAUAUGAAUGAGCUCAUGGUCUCAGAUAGAAGACUAAUAAAAGAUUCUAGUCUGCUUUGGAAAAUCCACUCUGAACAAUUUCCCUCGUGGUUGAAAGCUAAGGUUGUAUAUUACCUUAUUUAGUCAAGUGUUCUAUCUUACAAUGUAUUAUUAAAAUAUAACACAAUUUAAUUAACAAAUAAGUAUGUUUCAUCUUACCAGAUUGAAUUAGAUUCAUUUUCUACAAAUUACUUUGAUUUGUUGAAAUGGCUUGCAAAUGGACCAAGAAAAAUUGCAAUGUCCUACACUGGAUACAUUAUAAAUGGACAACGAUUUCACAUAAAGAGUAUGGAACGAUCAACUCAAAAUAGUGGUGUUUCCAUAGAUGCAACUACAUUAUGUAGGUCCAGUGCUAAAGAUAGAGCCCAAGUUGUCAACAUAGUUGCUUAUUAUGGGGUGUUACAAGAAGUUAUUUUGUUAGACUAUUACGUCCACCAACUUCCAAUCUUUAAAUGCGAUUAGGCAAAUGUUCGCAAUGGAGUAAGGUCUGAAUAAGACUCACUCUUGUUUACUUACAUCAGAGUCAAAACAUAUUUAUACGAGUGCCUUUUCUCCUUGCAUCACAAGCCAAACAGGUGUUUUAUGUCAGAGAACAUGACACAUCAAAUUGGUAUGUCUUAUUAAAGGCACCACCACGAGGAUAUCAUGAUUUGAAGAUGUAUGAUGAGAAUUGUGUCGAUACAGAGAUAACUAUUGAACCACUAUCUACUACAUUAGAAGAAAAAUAUGAAAAUGGUGGACUGACAUAUGCGAGACAAGACUGUGAGGGCAUGCUUAUUUGAAGAACAUUUUUUGGACUUACUGUAUUUUGUUUUCUUGUAAAAGCUUUGUUGUGUAUAGCCACUUUUUGUUGACAUUACAUUGUGAUUGAGGACUUCAUAUAAUGAACCCUCAAUAACAAAUAUUUUGAAUAUUUCUUUUGAAAAGACGUCUUCAUGAAAAUUGAUUUGAAGCUUAGUUAGAUGCUUAAUUGAUUGUUGCUUAUUAUUAACAAGUAAACUCUAUUUAUAAUUGUUUAGUCUGAUGUGUAUGAUUCUUAUAGGUCUAUAUUGAUAGAGACUACAAUUAUAUCGUUGGAUUAUCUAGGUACAAAAUCAUGAAAACGAGAAUGACAGUAAGUAACAACUAUAAAUUGUAAGAGUCCUUAAUUAUAAAACUAUUUAGUGUAUAAUGCUUAUCUUUUUUGUCUUUGAUUUCAGGACAAAGUUGAGAUGAAUAAGCCACCACUUCCAACUAACAAACAUAAGCCAAAUGUCUUGGGAUUAAAUACCAUUAAAAAAAAAGAUCUGGUCGUACCAAACAUGUACGUGAUAGUUGUGAUGAUAUUAGGAAGGAACAAGAUUAUUUAGAGGACAACAUAAUCAAUGUCAAGUCAAGCAAUGCUAAUGAGUUGAAUGUGACUAGAAAAUGUCUAAAAAGAAAGAUAUCUAGCGAGGAAAUGUUGCAUGACCAUCAUAUAGAAGAGUCGAUAGCCCUUAGAGAUGAAUUAUCUACAGAAAUCCACAAUGAAAUAGAGGAUUUGAAUUUGCCCAACCAUGCCUCUCCCCAACCCUGUUCACCCAAUCCUAACGAGAAGACUACUGAUCAUAAUCAUAAAUCAAUACCAACAAUUGAUUCACCAGCUACUCGUACAAGACUGUCACUUCGUAGGCAACAACUAGCAUCUAAUGAAAAUACAUUUGAAAAGGAAGAUCAUGUAACUAAUAAACAACCACCUGAAACAACAGUUUUACCAAAAAGAACAAGAGGCCCUACACGGAUGAAGAAAAUAGCAGUUGAUACAUAGUCGAUAGUGAACUUAACGUUUAAUGAAUAUGGGCAACCAAUUGGGGAUACAUCUGUAGGAUUAGCUUCAUUUCUUGGACCCCUCGUGAGAGAGGUUGUCCCAGUGAAUUUAGAGAAUUGAAAGAAGUUACCUACAAGGUUGAAGGUUGUGUUGUGGAAGUCUAUCAAGGUAUGCAGUUAUUUGGUUUACUUAGUAUGUAUAUUUUUCCUACAAUUUGUGUUAUGUUCUAAACUUUUUAAGUAUUUGAAAUUUUAGUCAAGAUACAAUGUAAAUGAAGAUUGGCAGAAAAAUUAUUUUUUCCAAAAGAUGGGUAGAUUAUGGAGCUUUGGUAAGUCUCAUCUUGUAAAAGCAAUUCGCAAUGCCUCAACAAAAGAUGCAGUUAUGAAACUUAUGCCAGAUAAUAUAGAAUCCGUCGAUGAUUGGAUGGAUUUUGUUGAUGAGAAGACUAGUGCAUAUUUCAUGUUAAAAAGUGAAAAAUAUAAAGCCAUGAAAAAGAAACAACUUCCACAUACAUGUAGCAAGAAGGGGUAUGCUCGUCUGGCCGAAGAAAUGAAAAAAAGUUUCUCAGAUCCAACUUCAAUUACAAGGAUUAAGCUAUGGACUACUGCACAUAAAAAGAAAGAUGGACAACUUGUGAAUGCUGAAGUCGCCGAAACAAUAGAGCUUAUUGAACAAAUUGAGGCUGAGACAAUAACUUCUCCGAAUAGCAUAGCUGAUGAUGCUUUGAGUAAAGUUCUUGGUCCUGAUCGUGGCUAUGUCAGGACAUUUGGAUUUGGUGUAACUCGUUCAAAGUUAUCAAUAUUGUCACAAAAAUAUCAAAAGUACAUAGCGGUUGAAAACAAGUACUUGAAGAUGCAAAAUGAUAUGAUGGAAAUGAAAUCUAUGAUGUCAAGUUUUGUAAUGAAUGAGUCUGUACCAAGUGAAGGAGUUUCAAAUACCAGUGUGCCGACAAGUAGUCAAUCGACCCUCACAACGUCUCCAUCGGAGAUAGUUGCAGAAAAUCGUUGGUCUUCUGAUGAUCCAUCUGCUCUUGUUCAUCAUGUUCCUAUCGGACCACAUGCCGUUAGAGUUUGGGUUGAUGUAUCAAAGAAAGAUGAUGCUUAUUUGUGGAGACCUAAUUGAAAAAGUCGUUGGUAGUAUAGUGGCAUGGCCAAGUGAUAAAGUGGUUACUGGUGAAUGAGAAACCACAUCGAGCAAAUGGAUCAAAAAUGACAACUCAUUUUGUACUCUACGUUGCUUUAUUUACAAAAAUUGAUGAAUUUUACUCAUUUUGUUAGAAGUUACUUUUGGUAGAUAUGUGUAACUUUUUUAUUCCAUAAACUAUUAAACACUUUA
Molecule: messenger RNA, 4223 nt
Organism: Momordica charantia (bitter melon)
Lineage: Eukaryota; Viridiplantae; Streptophyta; Magnoliopsida; Cucurbitales; Cucurbitaceae
Source: RefSeq, a predicted model, not a curated record